GGAAAUUAGUAAAGUAAGAGAGAGAAAGAGAGAGAUAGAGAAGAAAUUUGAAAACCAAUCCCAUUCAAACUUCAAACCAAAUCCCCUCCCUCGAAAACCUCUCUCUCUCUCUAACGCGCCUCCGCUUUUCCAUUAUUAAAUAUCCGCCAAAACCCAAACCCGCCCGGAAAACCGCCUUCCCGCUUUAAUUAAUCCCAUCCGCCGGCAGAUUUCCUAGCUCUAGAAUUCAUUAUCUGCGAGUCUUUGGGGAUUGAGAGAAAGGGGAAAGUCAUUCUACGAUGUUCUUUUACCCCUAGAAGAAGAGGAUUGAAAUUACCUAGGGUUUUCGUGCCGGAGAUAGAUGGGCGCGGUGGUGAUGGCAGCAGCAGCAGCGGCGGCGGGGUGGGGGACGUGGGAGGAAUUGUUGCUAGGAGGAGCGGUGCUCCGACAUGGGACCAGAGAUUGGGACGCCGUCGCCGCGGAGCUCCGGACCCGAUUCGCCUGCACGCCAGAGGUCUGUAGAACCAAGUACGAGGACUUGCAGCAGCGUUACUCUGGUUGCAAAGCUUGGUUCGAUGAGCUUCGAAAGCAACGAAUGGCGGAACUCAGACGAGCCCUGGAAGUAUCAGAGGGCUCGAUCGGGUCGCUUGAAUCAAAGAUUGAGACUCUCAAGGCAGAGAAGAUUAAGGAUGAUUCUUCUUCCCCUGCACCAUCAGUGAAAUCCGAGGGAAUCGUAGAGGAAUCAUUGAGCAAAGAGACGUCCAAAGAUGGACUCUCUGCAGGUAGCUUCACUCAGGAGACCAGAUCGAACUGGUCUCUCGAGCCCCGUCUAGAACCCAAGCCUGAACCCUCGACCUCUCCUGACAAUGGGAAGGUCCUCGAGGAGGAUCGACCACUAGGGUUCUUGAAAGGCCGAAGAGGGAAGAGGAAGAGGAAGGUUUGUGGCCAAGAUGGGAAGGAAACAAGCAUUGAAGAGAGUGCUGAUGCUUUGGGAUCAUCGUCGAUGUCUGCUCAACUAAAGGAUAACUCGACGAGCACUUGUGGGGAAGCUGUCGCCAGAGUUUCAGGUGGUGACUACCAAUGCAGAGGAGGUGGCUCGAGCAAUGAGGGAGAAGCUUCUGUCGAUGAUCUUGUUGGGAUUUUCGACACCAUUGCAGAGAACAAAUGUGCCACUGUGUUUCGCCGGAGGCUUGACAGCCAGAAGAGAGGAAGGUACAAGAAAAUGAUAUUGCAGCACGUAGAUGUCGACACCAUACGAGGCAAAAUCUCCAAGGGCACCCUUCUAUCAGCCAAGGAACUCUUCAGAGACUUGCUCCUGCUGGCCAACAACGCAUUGGUCUUCUACUCUAGAACAACUCGGGAAUAUAAAUCCGCGAAUCUCCUUCGAGACAUUGUCACCAAGAGCUUGAAGGCUUACAUCAGCAGCAGAACUGUCAGCACUGCUGCUGCUCCGGUCUCGAUCACACUUCCACCAGCGGUGCUUGAUCCUCCUCCUCCGACGAAGAAGCCCCCAAAUGCUCGGCUGGACAACAAGAAAGCACCAUCCAAAGUUUCUAAAGCUAGUCCAACCACUGCCAAACCCACUACUGUUGCUGCUAAGAAACCUGCUGUAAAGUCAGGAUGCAAGACACCAACGAAAGAGUCGAAAGGUACUCAAACGACUGCCAAAGCUACUACUACUACUGUAACUGCUACGAAACCUGCUGGAAAUUUAGGAUGCAAGACACCAGCGAAAGAGUCGAAAGCUAAUCAAACGACUGCCAAAGCUACUGCUGCUGCUGCUAAGAAACCUGCUGGUAAUCUGGGUGGUCAGCAGUCGACGGAGGACGAAUCGGGUAAGAGGAAAGGAGGGCCUGGCAGGCAGAAGAAGCGUGGCCGGGCUGCUGAACAACAGCCGGAAGGUGGUCAGAGUAAAGGAGGAAGAAAGAAAGCUCGGGUGAAAUGAGUGAUGUUUGUCUAAUGUGUAUAUAUUGCUUUUUUUUUUGUAUUGUAAGUUGGUUUAGCUCUUUUGUAGUUCCUUUUGUCCUGAUCAUCUGGCAACAUGCUUGUGUAACAUAUGUGAUGGUGAAUAUAAACCGCCAUGCAAAGGAUGCAUAGUAAGCUCUUCAUUCUCUGACAGAAACUGUUUGUAUCUGACUGUUCCCUUAAUAUGAAUCAUGAUUCAAUUCGGAUAGUUGCAUUUCAAAUGUAAGUAUCUCAAAUUCGUUAAAAA
Molecule: messenger RNA, 2191 nt
Organism: Linum tenue
Lineage: Eukaryota; Viridiplantae; Streptophyta; Magnoliopsida; Malpighiales; Linaceae
Source: the annotation of a GenBank genome assembly